Antechinus flavipes (yellow-footed antechinus) is the source of this 1971-nucleotide messenger RNA. RefSeq names its product low density lipoprotein receptor adaptor protein 1 (gene LDLRAP1). Gene Ontology annotation, cellular component: early endosome. Lineage: Eukaryota; Metazoa; Chordata; Mammalia; Dasyuromorphia; Dasyuridae. The transcript has 9 exons. The record is from RefSeq and is a predicted model, not a curated record. Bases 75 to 998 code for a protein of 307 amino acids.
GAAAAGUUUUUCCAGGCGGAGAGUUUUGGCGGCGGCGACGGCGGCGGCAGCGGCCGGGCGGUCGGAGCGGGGCCAUGGACGCGCUCAAGUCGGCGGGCCGGGCGCUCAUUCGCAGCCCUAGCAUUGCCAAACAGACGUGGGGAGGCGGCGGGCGGCACCGGAAGUUGCCUGAGAACUGGACAGACACAAGGGAGACCCUGCUGGAGGGGAUGCUGUUCAACCUCAAGUACCUGGGGAUGACCCUGGUGGAGCAGCCCAAAGGGGAGGAGCUCUCGGCGGCGGCUGUGAAGCGCAUCGUGGCCACGGCCAAAGCUAGUGGGAAGAAGCUCCGAAAAGUGACCCUCCAAGUCUCCCCGAGGGGCAUCAUUUUACAUGACAGCGGGACCAAUGAGCUGAUUGAGAAUGUUUCCAUCUACAGGAUCUCCUACUGCACUGCAGACAAGAUGCACGACAAGGUUUUCGCGUACAUUGCCCAGAACCAGCAGAGCGAGAGUCUGGAGUGCCACGCAUUUCUCUGCUCCAAGCGGAAAAUGGCGCAGGCGGUGACCCUCACGGUGGCCCAGGCCUUCAAAGUCGCCUUUGAGCUUUGGCAGGUGUCCAAAGAAGAGAAGGAGAAGCGGGAGAAAGCAAACUUAGAAGAAGUUGCCUGUGGGGCUCGGCUGGAUGGUUCCCCUUCCCUGAAAGGCCCAAUCACCACUGGAAACCUGCUGGACCUGGAGGAGACGGCCAAGGCCCCCCUGUCCACUGUGAGUGCCAAUGCCGCCAACUUGGAUGAGGUGGGGAGGCCUGAACCGCUGGCCAAUAACAACGUGGUCUGGGAGCUUGAUGAUGGCCUUGACGAAGCCUUCUCGAGGCUGGCCCAGUCACGGACGAAUCCCCAGGUGCUGGACAUCGGGCUCACGGCCCAGGACAUCCAGUACGCCCAGUGCCUCUCCCCGGUGGACUGGGACAAGCCGGACUUGGGCGCCUCUGAGCAGGACGACCUCUUCGGCUUCUGAGGCGGGCCGGCGGCCCGGCAACCACUACAACGGACCAAAGUCAUCUCGGGGAGGGCCGCGGCGCCCCCUCCUGGCACGCGGGCAGCCCCCGGGCCCUGCCAGCCACUAGACCAAAGGCGUUAUUAAUGCAGCUUUGUUUUCCUCCUGCCUUUUUCUUUACAAACUAUAGGAUGCUUCAAGCCUAUUUAUUCAUUGGACUCCAUGCAGCCCCAAGCCUUGUGGAGCGCCCCCUGCUGUGUAACGGGCCCAGUGUUAUAACCUGCCUUUUGGCCCCUCGGGGGGUGGGGGGUGGGCGUCAGCCUCUCUCUCACCUCUUCUCUCCCUGCAGAGCCAGGCCCUUCCUUCCCCAGAGCGCCACCUUGGGGUCUCCUCUGUGCCCCUCGGGGGGUGGGGGGCAGGCGUCAGCCUCUCUUACCUCUUCUCUCCCUGCAGAGCCAGGCCCUUCCUUCCCCAGAGCGCCACCUUGGGGUCUCCUCCGUGCCCCUGGGGGGGGGGGAGCUGGGGCAGGGUGCUGCCGUGCAGAGCCCGGGGAGGAGCCCCCCUCACCAAAGACUGAACAGCUUUGCACUUUAGAAAAUGAACCCAAAGCCGGGGCUGAUAAGGUGAAAGGGAGGGGCUGAGUCUGCAGGUAGCUUUUGUCUUCAUCCCUGGGGGCCUGGCUGAUCGGAACUCAGAACUUGUGGGGGGGGGAGCCCCAGGCCUUUCCCCUUGCUGGGACUCAGCUUCCCCAUCACACAAGGGGACUUCCAGCUUCUGCCUUACUAAAUAUUAACUGGCCUCCGACCUCUGCCGUGCCGUCCCGUCACAUUGAUGAGGCUUGUCCCAGGACUGGCUCCUGCGCCCGAACAGCAGCACUCGGGAGCCCGGAGCCCCUCUCGCCCCAGUUCUUUGUGGCAGGGAAGCCACGCCGGGGAGUUGGUUCCAUCGGUCUUGGCCGGGUGCUCUGUCCUCCAAUAAAAGAAAGCACACCAGG